Messenger RNA from Zerene cesonia (dogface butterfly), 843 nucleotides. RefSeq lists its product as uncharacterized. Lineage: Eukaryota; Metazoa; Arthropoda; Insecta; Lepidoptera; Pieridae. Bases 86 to 460 code for a protein of 124 amino acids. The record is from RefSeq and is a predicted model, not a curated record. The transcript has 3 exons.
UCUGGUAGAAGAUGCAACGCUCACAGGAGGGGCGAACAGUUCUGCCUCCCCCACCUCCCUGGGAGACUUUAAGGAAACCAUUUACAUGGAGAAGCUGAGAUGCCUGGACGAUACACAUUCUGAACGUCUUGGACUGACUGUGGACGAAGUGAACGCGCUUACGAACCGCAUUGAAAUGCGAACAUCCAACAUGGUGAGCGUGGAGCCCGUCUGCGCAGACUGCAAGGCGACUGUCAUCGAAUGUUACAACAGCGCGAGAGAACCGUCUGACGUUGUAAAAUGCUGGGAUGCUAUUGGUGCAUUCACACAAUGUGUGCAAGAUGCGGGCGCGGACCGUCUUCGGGCGCGCUCGGAACGCGACGCGCGUGAACAGGCACGCCGCUCGCGACACGUGGCGCAUGCGCGGGAACACGCGCUCAAGGAUCUGUCAGGCGCGCACGGGGACUCGCCUAGCCAGUGAUGUUGGAGGGAAAAGUGCGAGUGGGAUCUGUGAUAUUUUUAAAUGUACUCAAAUUGACACAGGUUACAGGAGGUUAUAAUUGGAAAUUUGAUCGAUUAUUAUAUAAAUAAAAACUUAUUUAAAAUAAAAAAAGUUAUCGACAUCCAACUUAUACCAACCUUCGUUUUGCGUCGGGAGCUGGGGGAAUUUGUUUUUAAUUGUUUUGUAACGUCGAGCACACUUCGACACGAAUUGGGACAGCUUGCACUGAAGUAUCAAACUGAAAUAGUAGCAUGCUACUGUGUUUUGUAGGGUGAGUGGAGCCGGAGGCCCGUUUCCUCUUCCUUACCCUUUCCAGUCAAUUCCUUCUUUCCAGUCAUCAAUCCUUUCUUUACCGAUUCCCA